AUCAAUAGUUUGUGCUGAAUGGCUGGAGCUCAGACUCCAGAGGUGGAGAUCUGACUCUGUUGCGCUCCAGAGGUUUCUAAACGCAGACACUUUUAACAACCACCUGAAAGUGCAACACGGCAGAAACAUGAGGCAACACUGCGCGCUCAAACACGGAAUAUUCAAGGAGUUCCUGGCUGAAUUCCUGGGAACGUUCGUCUUGGUACUGUUCGGCUGCGGCUCAGUUGCUCAGACGGUGCUGAGUCGAAACACGCUGGGCGAGCCGCUCACCGUCCACAUCGGCUUCUCCGUGGGCCUCAUGAUGGCCGUGUACGUGGCUGGAGGGGUGUCAGGAGGCCAUGUGAACCCCGCCGUGUCUCUGGCCAUGGUGAUUCUGGGGAAACUAAAGAUCUGGAAGUUUCCCUUCUACGUCAUCGCUCAGUUUCUUGGUGCUUUUGCAGGAGCUGCAGCCGUCUUUGGAUUAUAUUAUGAUGCUUUCAUGGACUUCACCAGCGGUAUUCUGUCGGUGACAGGAAUCAAUGCGACAGGUCACAUUUUUGCCUCCUACCCUGCCAGACACCUGUCAGUCCUGGGCGGCUUCAUCGAUCAGGUGGUGGGGACAGGUAUGCUGGUUCUCUGCAUCCUGGCGAUCAUUGACGGUGGGAACAUCGGCGCUCCUAAAGGAGUGGAGCCGCUGGCCAUCGGUCUGAUCAUCAUGGCCAUCGGCGUCUCCAUGGGACUCAACUGUGGCUACCCUCUGAACCCGGCCAGAGACCUGGGACCCCGGCUGUUCACCGCGGUGGCCGGGUGGGGGAUGGAGGUCUUCAGCACUGGAGGCUACUGGUGGUGGAUCCCAGUGGCGGGGCCCAUGGUGGGAGGCGUGGUGGCGGCCGUCCUCUACUUCCUGCUCAUCGAGCUGCACCACCCCCACGACGAGGACGAGAAGGCCCACGAGGUGGAGGAAGAGGAGGAGGAAGAGGAGGAGGACGACGAUGACAGCAGUCUUAAGGAUAAAUACGAGAUGAUCGCCAUGAGCUAAAACAUUCAGCGCCACAGUCAGGACAGCUUCUACAGCUCUUGCCUGGGAAGAGUAUGGAGCUAAAUUGGGGCCAGAAAGUUUGCUCAAUUUAACUUUUU
Molecule: messenger RNA, 1116 nt
Organism: Poecilia reticulata (guppy)
Lineage: Eukaryota; Metazoa; Chordata; Actinopteri; Cyprinodontiformes; Poeciliidae
Product: aquaporin-9
Biological process (GO): water transport; glycerol transmembrane transport
Cellular component (GO): plasma membrane; basolateral plasma membrane
Molecular function (GO): water channel activity; glycerol channel activity; urea transmembrane transporter activity
Source: RefSeq, a predicted model, not a curated record